AAUUUUAAACACAACUAAAUAGACAGUACUGUAUAAUAAAUUCAUGCUUUAAUUUUUUUUUAAAAAUCAUGGCUCAAUCCAGGAUAGACUUCAGUGCUUCACUAACACAGGACUCUGAUGAAGUUCAGGAAAUGUUUUGUGAACAUUGUGAUAAACAUGACAAGCAAUAUGUUCCUGCAGAGGGAUUUUGUGAAGACUGUGUUGAGUACCUGUGUGGAAUUUGCCUUAAAUUUCAUAAACGAUAUAUGCCUACUCAUACCACAAAGGAUAAGGAUAACAUGCCACAGGAUUUCUGUCUAGAGAAAUGUUCCAUUCAUCAAGAUGAAUUGGUCAAGUUCUAUUGCCAAGCUUGUAAGAAAUUUGCCUGUACUGAAUGCAAGAUUCAAGACCAUGGGAACUGUAGUAUGAUCAGCCAUUUGCCGGCUCUUGUUCCCGGGAUUGAAAACAGCCAAGAAAUAAAAGAACUUAAUGAAAGUCUUGAUGAGUUAAUAAAAGAUUUAGAAAAUACAGAAGAGCAAGUGAACAUAAACAAGAAGGAGAUUGCUUCACAAGAAACAAAGAUAUUAGAUAAAGUUAUGAAAAAGAAAAAAGAAAUACUGUCAGCAUUUGAAAAACAUCAGAAAGAAAUAAUUCAAGACUUUGAGAAGAAAAUAGAAGAAACCUUAAAAAGACUUAAACAAGAGAAAAAAGAGAAGAUUGAAAAAUUACGAGAAAAUCAAAGGAAACUAGAAAAGUUAUUAAAUGAUGAGGAGAAUGAAAUAAAGAAGAAAAUUGAAACCAUAAAAAAGAAUGACGAGAAAAUUUUGAAGACGAUUACCGAAGAAACCUCCAAAAUGAAAACAAAACUAAACACCAUAUCAACAGAGUUGGUGCAUCAUCAAGGUACAGAUCAAAGAUGUCAACUGUUUAUUGCUAUGAAGAAGGGGCAGGAAAUCACUGAUCAAUUGAAACCAGAUGCAAAUAAACAAUGUAAAAACAAUUCUAUUCAUUUUUACAAAGUUGAAUGCACAGCUUCUGAACAGAAUAUAACAGAUAUACAACACUGUGAUAAAUUUUUCACUUUCCAAGAAAUACACAAGUCUGAAGUACCAAGAACUGCUAGUUAUUACACAGAUAUUAAAGUCAAACAUAGCUUUGAUUCAUCUUUAUGCUUAUUAUCAGAAAACUGUCUUCUGAUUUGUCAUUAUGACUCUCCAAAGCUAGUUAUUUUCAAGGAUUUGUCAGUCAGCACUACAUCAUAUGAUACAAUAGACCUGCCUUCCAACCCUUGGGCUGCUGCUAAAGUUGACAAUAACAAAGUUGCUGUUACAUUUCCAAGACUUGAAAUAAUAAAGCUGAUAACAUUCUCCAAGUCUUUGACAGUGACCAACACUGAAGACAUAAAAGUAGGAAGAGGUUGUUGUGGUGUUGCCUAUAGUAACAACAAACUUAUAGUAUCUUACACAACCAGUCCAGCAACAGUGAAGAUACUUGACAUGUCUGGCAAAGUAUUGAAAAUAUUUGAUAAAGAUCAGCAUGGGAAAAAUCUGUUUGCUGAUCCUUAUUUUUUAACAAUCAGUGCAGACAACACUGUUAUAUAUGUAUCUGACUAUAAAAAAAGCUGUGUGAUAGGUUUAACCUUUGAUGGGAAAGUCAAGGCCAUUUACAAUGAUGACCAGCUGAAUGAACCAUAUCAACUGACUGUUGAUAGGUCUGGGGCAGUGUUUGUAUGUGGACUUUGGUCAAACAAUAUACAUCAAUUAUCCCCUGACCUGACUAAGGUGAAGAUUCUACUGGAUAAAGAACAAGAAAUAUGUAGACCAACAGGUGUGGCAUACUGCCAGAAUACAAACAGAUUGUAUGUGAGUCAAAUUGCUAAUAACAUUAAAGUGUUUGAUAUAACAAUGGAAUACAUAUAAACUAUUCCUAUAAUUUCAUAUCACAUAUAAACUAUUCCUAUAAUUUCAUAUCUGAAAUACACAACAAACAACAGACUAAAGAGAAAAACAAACCAAAUUAGACUGCAUGUUUUAGUUAUUUUGCUUACUUUUCUUUUCUUAUUUUGCAACAACCCAUACAUUUUUAAUUUGUGAAGUGAAUAUUAGUAUGGUGCUCUACUAGAAGAACUGACAACUAAAUAUGACAACUUUGAAAUUGAUCAUUUUUUAUAUUUAUUAUUUUUGCUAUACAUCUCAUGUUUAAUGAAGUUUGAAACUGUGUUUAAAAGAAACAAAUAAUUAGAGUUUUAUUUACAUCUCAUAUAUUCUUAGCUUUAAGUUA
Molecule: messenger RNA, 2259 nt
Organism: Ruditapes philippinarum (Manila clam)
Lineage: Eukaryota; Metazoa; Mollusca; Bivalvia; Venerida; Veneridae
Exons: 1
Coding region: 69-1898 (609 amino acids)
Biological process (GO): positive regulation of DNA-templated transcription
Cellular component (GO): chromatin; nucleoplasm
Molecular function (GO): ubiquitin-protein transferase activity; zinc ion binding
Source: RefSeq, a predicted model, not a curated record